AGGGCGAAGGAACUUGUGUUAUUUCAUGUUUGUCGUUACUACGACAGGACGUUUAGUUUGAUAUAUAGUUUCCGCUGAGUCAUGCGUUCAAGAAGUACGGCGAAAACUACCAAUGCAGGUGGUGAAAACAAAAAUGCACAAACUGUGACCGGCAAAGAAAAGAAAAUGGCGAAGGGAAAGCCCCGAAGGCACACACGUAGUUUCUUAGGAACACUGUUAAAAGUUUUAAAAUACUUUAUACUAUUUGUAUUUGUAUUUUAUCUGUCGUUCCCAUUUUUGUUAAACAUAUUUCCAGUUGUCCCACGAGAACUUACUUUUCUCAGCAAAGUGAGAUGGCCGUAUUUUGUGGAUUUUAAUCAUCCUGAAAACUAUAAUGUAACUGGAGGGAGAAAUAUUCACAUAAAAUCAACAGAUGAUGUGACACUUGGAAUUUGGCAAAUAUUACCAAAGAGUCUUCUAGAAAGCAGUCAGGAAAAAACAUCUGAAUAUUAUGAAAAAGCUUUAUCUGAUGGUAAACAUGUUAUUCUCUAUUUCCAUGGUAACUCGGGAAACCGGGCGAGAGAUCAUCGUGUGGAACUUUAUAAUGUUCUGUCUGGAAUUAAUUACCACAUCAUAGCUUUUGAUUAUAGAGGUUAUGGUGAUUCCAACGGCACAUCAAAUGCAGUAGGUAUCUUACAAGAUGCAGAGGUGAUGUAUAAAUGGCUAAAACCAAGAAUUGGAAAAGCAAAAUUGUACCUGUAUGGACAUUCACUAGGAACGGCGGUUGCUACAGCAUUAUCAAGAGAGUUAUGUGAUGCAGGUGAAUGCCCUAGUGGUUUAAUAUUGGAAUCUCCAUUUACUGAUCUUAUUGAUGAAGCCAGGAAUCAUCCAUUGUCAAGGUUUUGGAAGUUUUGGCCAGGUUUUGAUCAGAUGUUUUUGAAUGCAUUCCUAGAGUCUGCAAUUCCUUUCAACUCUACUGAAAAUAUUGAUUAUGUAAAGUGCAAAAUAUUAAUUAUGCAUGCUAAGGAUGACCUUGUUGUGCCUUUCAUUCUAGGAGAAAAGUUAGCACAACAUGCUGGAAAAAAUCGCCCGGCUGGAGCUGGUGCUUUGAAGUUUUUAGCAUUCCGGGCUGACAAAGGUUAUGGACACAAACACUUAGUGCGAGCUACUGAGUUGCCCAAAAUCAUUAGUGAUUUUAUAGAAAAUGCUCGAGAUGAGGGCCAGCCAGCCAACACAAAACCAUAAGUUUUGGAUGUGAGAUUACUCUUGGUUGAUGUUUCUACUUUACACCAUCUAUAUCUGCUGCACUCGCAUCCAUAUACAUGCAUCCUUUAAACCUGAAAUUCUAUCUUCUUAUAAAGUAUCAUAUCAUGCACUGGGUUUGGUUCCCUGAGCAGUCAGUUUUUGGUAUCCAAUUGGUGCUGUAUAUAUUUCUAUGCAUUUUCUUCAAUGAUUUAUGUAAAUAUACAAGUCAUAUUUUGCUUGUAGCUUAAAAUAGUGCAUUUCUGUUAUGUAGGUGAGCAGCAAUGUGUAUAUUUUAAUCAUAAUUUUAGUAAAAUAGAUAUUUUAAAAUCACCUGGGGAAUAAAAACACUAUUUAUACACUCUAGUCCAUCCUGUAUCCUAUCACAGAACAGCAUUUUGAGUUGAAUGGUUACUCGGUCAUUUUACAGAAACAAGUUGUCAUGUAUUCAACUUUCUAUUCUUUUGUUGUACACUGAAAGAUCUAUAUAUAUUUUUGGU
Messenger RNA from Saccoglossus kowalevskii, 1721 nucleotides. RefSeq names its product lysophosphatidylserine lipase ABHD12-like. Gene Ontology annotation, biological process: phosphatidylserine catabolic process; monoacylglycerol catabolic process. Gene Ontology annotation, molecular function: monoacylglycerol lipase activity; phosphatidylcholine lysophospholipase A1 activity. The record is from RefSeq and is a predicted model, not a curated record. Lineage: Eukaryota; Metazoa; Hemichordata; Enteropneusta; Harrimaniidae. Gene Ontology annotation, cellular component: endoplasmic reticulum membrane.